AGCUUCACUUGAAUUUCCCCAAAGCUUUCCAGGCACAGAGAGGCACAAUGCCAGAGAACCUGAAUCUUCUUCGGGCUUUUGGGAGCUUUUGCUUUAUCUUCUGGACAGCUUUUAACACAGCCUUAGUGGAUGUGGUUGGAUCGGAGCAGCAGAUCCCCUUGUCAGUUGUAAAGCUCUGGGCCUCAGCAUUUGGUGGAGAGAUCAAAUCUAUUGCAGCCAAAUACUCAGGUUCCCAGCUCCUCCAGAAGAAAUACAAAGAAUAUGAGAAGGAUGUUGCAAUAGAAGAAAUUGAUGGCCUUCAGCUUGUGAAAAAGUUAGCAAAGAAUAUGGAAGAAAUGUUUCAUAAGAAGUCUGAAGCUGUACGGCGUCUUGUUGAAGCUGCAGAAGAUGCUUACCUGAAACAUGAAUUUGAUGCUGACUUACAGGUGCUUGGUGAUGAGAUUAAGUUAAGGGUCAUAUAUUCUUCCAGCCUAUAUGAAUACUUCAAUGCUGUGCUCAUCAAUGAACGAGAUGAAGAAGGAAAUUACCUGGAGCUGGGGAAGGAAUUCAUUCUGGUGCCAAACGACCACUUCAACAACUUACCUGUGAACAUCAGUCUGAGUGAUGUCCAAGUACCCACCAAUAUGUACAAUAAGGAUCCAGCCAUUGUAAAUGGAGUUUAUUGGUCAGAAUCUUUAAAUAAGGUGUUUGUUGAUAACUUUGAUCGUGACCCUUCUCUCAUCUGGCAGUACUUUGGAAGUGCAAAAGGAUUUUUCAGACAAUAUCCAGGAAUUAAAUGGGAACCCGAUGAGAAUGGAGUCAUUGCAUUUGACUGCAGAAACAGAAAGUGGUACAUCCAGGCAGCAACUUCUCCAAAAGAUGUGGUAAUUUUAGUGGAUGUCAGUGGCAGUAUGAAAGGGCUUCGCUUGACUAUUGCAAAACAGACAGUUUCAUCUAUUUUGGAUACCCUUGGAGAUGAUGACUUCUUCAAUAUAAUUGCUUAUAAUGAAGAGCUCCACUAUGUAGAGCCGUGUCUGAAUGGAACAUUAGUUCAAGCAGACAGAGCCAACAAAGAGCAUUUCAGGGAACACCUUGACAAACUUUUUGCAAAGGGAAUUGGAAUGCUGGACAUUGCUUUAAAUGAAGCUUUCAAUAUGCUCAAUGAAUUCAAUCACACAGGACAAGGAAGCAUUUGCAGCCAAGCCAUAAUGUUGAUCACUGAUGGAGCUGUGGACACAUAUGAUACAAUAUUUGCAAAAUACAAUUGGCCAGACAGAAAAGUCCGUAUUUUUACCUAUCUGAUUGGAAGAGAAGCUGCAUUUGCUGAUAACCUGAAGUGGAUGGCCUGUGCUAACAAAGGGUUUUUUACUCAGAUCUCUACCUUGGCUGAUGUGCAAGAGAAUGUUAUGGAAUAUCUCCAUGUCCUCAGCCGCCCAAAGGUUAUUGACCAGGAGCAUGAUGUGGUGUGGACUGAAGCAUAUAUUGACAGCACUCUCCCUCAGGCACAAAAGCUUGCUGAUGAUCAGGGGUUGGUGUUGAUGACAACUGUUGCCAUGCCAGUAUUUAGUAAGCAAAAUGAGACUAGGUCUAAAGGGAUUCUCCUGGGAGUAGUUGGCACAGAUGUUCCAGUUAAAGAGCUUUUAAAAACUAUUCCAAAAUACAAGUUAGGUAUUCAUGGAUAUGCUUUUGCAAUUACAAACAAUGGAUAUAUUUUGACUCACCCAGAACUUAGGCCUUUGUAUGAAGAGGGGAAGAAGCGAAGGAAGCCCAACUACAGUAGUGUGGAUCUCUCUGAGGUGGAGUGGGAAGACAGAGAUGAUGUGCUUCGAAAUGCAAUGGUGAACAGGAAAACAGGAAAAUUCUCCAUGGAAGUGAAGAAGACAGUGGACAAAGGGAAGCGGGUCCUGGUGAUGACAAAUGACUACUAUUAUACAGACAUCAAGGGUACUCCAUUCAGUUUAGGUGUGGCUCUCUCUAGAGGACAUGGAAAAUACUUCUUCAGAGGGAAUGUAACUGUAGAAGAAGGUUUGCAUGAUUUAGAACACCCUGAUGUAUCUUUAGCAGACGAGUGGUCCUACUGCAACACUGACUUACACCCUGAGCACCGGCAGAUGACUCAGCUAGAAGCAAUUAAACGCUACCUCACAGGAAAAGAGCCCCUGCUCCAAUGUGAUAAAGAAUUGAUCCAGGAAGUUUUGUUUGAUGCAGUUGUGAGUGCACCAAUAGAAGCUUAUUGGACCAGUCUAGCAUUGAAUAAAUCAGAGAACUCUGACAAGGGAGUGGAAGUUGCUUUCCUUGGCACAAGGACUGGACUCUCUCGUAUCAACCUGUUCGUGGGCCCAGAACAGCUCACCAACCAAGACUUCCUGACAGCUGAAGAUAAGGAGAACAUUUUUAACGCUGACCAUUUUCCACUCUGGUACAGAAGAGCUGCUGAACAAAUACCUGGGAGCUUUGUCUACUCAAUCCCAUUCAGCACAGAAACUGCCAACAAGAGCAACGUGGUGACAGCCAGUACUGCUAUUCAGCUUCUGGAUGACAGGAAAUCUCCAGUGGUUGCAGCUGUAGGUAUCCAGAUGAAACUUGAAUUUUUCCAGCGGAAAUUUUGGACUGCAAGCAGACAGUGUGCAUCUCUCGAUGGCAGAUGUGCUAUAAGUUGUGAUGAUGAAACAAUCAACUGUUACCUAAUAGAUAACAAUGGAUUUAUUUUAGUGUCUGAAGACUAUCAACAGACUGGUUACUUUUUUGGGGAGGUUGAAGGGGCUGUGAUGAACAAGUUACUAACAAUGGGCUCUUUUAAGAGAAUUACACUUUAUGACUACCAGGCCAUGUGUAGGACAAACAAAGAGAGUAGCGACAGUGCCCAUAGCUUACUGGACCCUUAUAAUGCCUUCUUUGCUGCAGUAAAGUGGAUUAUGACUGAACUUGUCUUGUUCCUGGUGGAAUUUAAUCUAUGCAGUUGGUGGCACUCUGAUCUAACAGCUAAAGCGCAGAGGUUGAAACAAACCCUAGAGCCCUGUGAUACUGAAUAUCCAGCCUUUGUUUCCGAGCGCACUAUAAAGGAGACCACGGGGAAUAUUGCUUGCGAUGACUGUUUCAAGUCUUUUGUUAUCCAGCAGAUCCCAAGUAGCAACCUCUUCAUGGUGGUGGUAGAUAAUGAAUGCUUCUGUGAUUCUAUCCCACCAAUCACCAUGGCACCUAUAGAAAUAAGAUAUAAUGAAUCCCUCAAAUGUGAACGGUUAAAAUCUCAGAAGAUAAGAAGACGUCCAGAGUCUUGUCACGGAUUUCACCCUGAAGAAAAUGCAAGAGAAUGUGGUGGUGUCUCAGGCCUUAGUGCUAAACCUUCUCUUGUUCUUCUUCUUCUGCUAUUGACGAUUUUCUCCAGGUGACAUUGACUGAUGUGUUCAACUGGCAUGCUAAAUCAUGGAUAAACUGUGAACUGGGAAAUGAUGCAACAUAGAGGACAUGAAAUAUAGUCAGAGCAUCAGCAUUUCAUGAUUUUAAACUGUUGGUGAUAUAAAUUCUUAAAGAUAUGUUGAAAAAAGAUUUAUCUUUUUACUUUGCAAGUCAUGCAGAUGUGAAUUUGGCAUAUGGCAGUCAUGAUUCAUCAAAAAAGGACUUGGUAGAUAGAGGUGACCAUUGCUUUGUCCCAUUGAAAACAACUUAAACUGUGUACUUUUUUCAAUAAAGUAUAUUAAAAUCAC
Molecule: messenger RNA, 3683 nt
Organism: Sturnus vulgaris (Common starling)
Lineage: Eukaryota; Metazoa; Chordata; Aves; Passeriformes; Sturnidae
Source: RefSeq, a predicted model, not a curated record